AAUUAUGAAAUUAUUUUAAAAAAGUGAAUGCACAUCUUUUGUCGUCUGUCGUGUUCGAAAAUGAUCUUUUGACCGUGUAGAUAAUGGAGCACGAGAACUCUCCAUUCCAGAAGGAGAUAGUUUAUAACAAACUGCUUCCUUAUAGCGAGCAUUUGGACCACGAAGCUCGUGUUGUUUUAGAGGAAAUAAAGUAUAACAUCGGUCGUGCCAUCGUUUUAAGAGAGCUCAGACCUGGGGCUCUACACUGGUGUAAUAGACUGUUCAGUUACAUCAAAUUAUAUGGUCACAGAUUCUCCAAAGAUGAUCAUGUUUUAUUUAUUAAACUCACAUUUGAACUUAUUAUCUCUGUCGAUUUGGACUCCCAACUCUUAACUGGAUUCUGUCACCUAUUUCUAAAACUCUUAAAAAAACGCGAGUUGCUGUCGCGUGAUGAUCUCGUUUUGCCAUGGCAACCACUCUACAAGAUCUACGAAAUGAUGUGCUAUUCAAAGUUCGAGGCUGUUGGCUUGAAAAGACAUUCAUGCCAACUGGAAGAAUUACUGAAGCAAGUCAUUCGUUGUGCCAGAGUAUAUUUCUCUGAUGAUGCUACACAGGAAAUGCUCGACGAAUGGCGACCGUUGAUGUGUCCGUUUGACAUCACGUUUGCCAAGGCGAUGCAGUAUUUUUCAUUAUUUCUCCCGACGACUUUACCCCCGGAAAAACACGACAAAGGUUUCAAGCUGUGGUUUGAUGAAUUGGUCGGAUUCUGGGACAGCUGUCAUAAUAGUCCAUCUUGGGAACAGUACAGCGUGAAACUUUUCGCAAGAGUGGCCAAAGACAAUGCUGGGUACAUCGAUUGGAAACCGUACAUACCAAAGAUAUUCACCCGAAUUAUUCGCAGUUUUAACCUGCCUCUUGGCAUUAAAAGUCGCAGCAACACAAGAGAUAACUACGACUCGUUUGUUAGUGCUGUUUGGAUUGUCUCAAUGAUGGGUGAUGAAGAUUGUGUUCAAAGUCACCUGGAUAAUUUUUUUGAAUCUAUAAAGUCAUUUUAUUAUCCUUCAAAUGUCGGUAAAUACACGAUAAAACUUCAACAAUUUUUAAGUAGGCUAUCAAGAGUUUUUACUGAUCGCGUUCACAGAGAGCGUUACAAAAAGCCAACAUGGGAAACAGCAAUUCCUCCAAAGUUUCAACUGUCCGACGACCAUAUUCUGAAGUUUGUCGAGUGUUUGAAACCUGUCGUAUUGCUGUCGAUGUUUAACAAACUGGGAAGUUUUGAAGCUGCGACGUGUUUGCAACAAUUAGCACAACUAAAACCAGAUGUUGUGUUACCAACAUUGUUGGACAGGACCUACACAGCCUUGGAUACCCUGACCGAACCACACCAGCUUACUGCAUCGCUGACCUGUAUCACUGCAGUCGCGCGGCCAUUGUUAUCAAGUCCUCAAGCCUUCCCCGAUGGUCCUACUCAUCUCAUACGUCUUCUUACAUUAGUCUUACCCGGCAUUGAUGCAAACGAUUUCAGAAAAGCGAUGGCAACCUUCACGUUUAUCUCAACCUUGGUGUCGCUUGUACCUCUAGUAGACUGUUCACAAGCAGUAUUCACAAUGGAUUUGACUGAGACUGAGAAAGAAAUUUGCGCCGCCAGUGGUCAAUUCGAGGACUUUGUUCUUUUAUUCAUGGAAAGAUGUUUUGCGAUGAUCGAGAACUGCCAGUUUCAGCCAACUUCAGAGUUGAACAGCGGCGGAAACACCGAGAAAAUGGACAGUCAGGAAGGAAUGCUGGGAAUGGGUCUCACUUCAACAUUUCACACGAUUCUGAUGCAAUGUUCCCCACAAAUUUUCAAGGUUGCUUUGAAGCAUCUUUUUCAGUUUUGUUCAAAUAAGAUUUUCGAAACCAAAGUUGCUGGUCAGAUGGUGUCGGAUUUCUGCAGAGCUGCUGCACGGACUGACGCGCAGUCGACAUUGAAGCUUUUUAUUCCAUAUAUUCAUUCAGUUAUUGAAAACAUCACCUCAGUUGAAGGAGUUCAGGACGAGGAGGAAGUUGACGAAGAAUUGAUCUGGUGUCUUCAGUUACUCUCUGAGGUCGUACGGUGCAAUGGUUUGCAUAUAUUACCAUACAAACAAGAACUUGUUGAAAUUCUUGAACCUUGUCUUCGCCUAAAAUGUAAACGUGCAUUUCAUUUCGCUGCGAAGAUAUUACACCACCUCAUUCCAUCGCUAGUGUUGUUGUAUCCACUCGAAUGGAAAAACUCUCCACACGAUUUUGGCCUGUCCCCAGAAGAACAUCUUUUCAUCAAGGAUUGGGGGGGUUCAUGUGAUGUUGACGAUGUAACCAUGAACUGGCAUAUACCAUCUCUGGAAGAGAAAUCAUUCGCCAAAGAGCUGUUAGAUACAUUCCUUCUGCCUGUCCUGGACCGUCUCACGCAGUUCACACAAGGAAAUGAAAUGACACGUGACGAGCUUCAACUAAGCGUCGGUCUGGUUCAUCACAUUUUACAAGGUUCAUGUGGACUCCUUCCGAACUUCCAAGGACCAUUACUCGAUAAAAUUGAAGUGAAAACACUCGUAAAUCGCGGAAGAGUAGAGAACACCGUGUCAUGUAGUCCAGAUAUCCCUCUCGGUGAUUGUACGCGAGAUAACAUUGCCCAGAAAAUUCAUGAUUUAUUGAUAUACGUGCUAUCAAAGUGUGAAGACGAUACGAAAACCCUAUUUACAAUAAUAAAAAUAUAUAAGGCUUUGUUUUUGCAAUAUGGCGUCGCCAGAGCGGAAUUUGAUGUCAGGUGGAAAAGUGCACACGCUGUUAAGAGAGCUAUGCAAAACAAGCUGUGUCAUAACAAGAAACAUAUUCGAGCCUUGCUGGUUGAAAGAAUCCAGUUGCAACACGAGAUGCGAGUUCUUGAUGAUCGGUCGUGUUAUAUGACUGCCUUACAAGAAGUAUUGAUCAUUGAUCUCUUUUCUCUAUCAACAAGUGUUUAUACCGAGGUCCGAGUGAAAGCACAGAAAGUGUUGUCCUCUUGUUUCGAGGCGUACCUCUAUUCCGCAAGAUUUUUGAUGAACUCCAUCGUCGAGAAACUCAAGCCAGAUCCUGCAAUUUCACACGAGCAGUUUAAAGGUUCACUUCAUGUCCUACUGAAUCAGCGAGUACUCUAUCUCACGACACAUUACUGGGAGAUUAUUGAAAAAAUUUGGCUGGCUUUAGCGCAGGCAGAACAUUCUGAAAAGCCCUCCAUUAUUGCGCUUGUCAACACCGUAACGGACAAGAUACAUAAAAAAUACGAUGCCGUUGCUGUGUCCCGAACUGUUUCCAGCGGUGCUAUAGAUGCCGCCAUGACACUCCUGCACGCUGUUAACUCUGGAUGUUUACCAUCAAGCUAUAGCCGUCCAGCUAUACCUUCUGAAGACGAGAUCAGUGGCGGACAACAAGCUCUCAUAAGCAGAAACGAAGCCAACUUAAGACAUUAUAAUUCGCUCGUCGAAAAGUUAGUAUCAUUGGUCAACGGCAAUGAUUUGCGAUGGCGAUUUUCUCAGAUCUGUAUACGACUGCUUUCUCUUCUCAUUCGUUGUGACGUCAGUCCACCGACCAGUCUUGUCAAACUCUUCGUACAGAAUUUGAUUCACGAUUCCUUGGUCAUCAGAAAGAUUGCCAUUUCUUCAAUGGGCGCCAUCUUGAAACUACAGAAACGCAAGCAUCCUAAAGUGAUGAUUGAUCCUUACACUGAAGCUGGUGUUGGAAAGGCAGAAAAUGGCAUCAUCCAAGCUGGCGAUAGACCCGAUAAUUAUUGGUUGCAUUAUGUAAGAGAAAGUCUUCCAAAGUCCGAAGAAGAUUGGGACAAAUGUCAGUUUGUGGAUAAAACGCACUGGGGAUACUAUUCCUGGCCACAAAAGCUGUUCACGUACGCGCCAAGCUCACAACAACCAUUGCUUGAUCGGAAAAGAGAAGAUCUAAAUGAGAGCGAACAAGAAAUUUUCGACGCGUUUUCAAACCCAGAAUUCGUGGAUAAGUUAAUUUCGUAUUUGUCUUUGGAAGACAGGAAAGGAAAGGACAAAUUUAACGUGCAAAGAUUCGUACUUUUCAAGGGGAUAUUUCGUAACCACGGCGACACAUUUCUAGAACAUUUUAAACCUCACCUGGUGAGACUAUGCGGCGACGCACAUGAGAGUAACCAAAGAUGUGCUACUGAGAUUACCGCUGGCCUUAUACGCGGCAGCAAGCACUGGCCUUUUCAAAAGCUGGUGAACCUCUGGGACUUCAUUAUUCCCGUUAUCAAGAAAGCGUUAGAUAACAUCACCGUGGAGACACUGCGGGAUUGGGGUACCUGUAUGGCCACAGCUGCGGAAAGCAGAGACCCCCGACGUAUCUAUCGCUUGUUAGACUUACUCAUGGACGAUCCAUUGAAUGGCAGUGGUGGAGCAUUUGCUGACAGCAGUCGCCUUUACGUGCUCCAAGGAGCGCUGGCUCAACAAGAAUGGAGAGUUGCGGAACUACUUCAUGAUCUACUCAAAUAUAUUGAACCAAAACUUGGACAUUCGUAUAAAGAUGUGCGAGAUCGUUUGGGAAGUGUGACGUGUAAUAUUCUCAUGUGUGACAUCAAGCUGGCGCGUGGCACACCCUCGCGUUCCCCGCGCGUCGUCGACUUCAUUAAGGCAGCUCUGCCACAGUUGUGCGACCUCAAAGACGUUGACAUGCUGCAGAAUAACUGCGUCGUAGCCCCGAAUGUCGUCAUGGGUGCGGAGAAAAUGAUGGUGGACGAUCUCGAAUGUGUUGAUCUCAGCGCGGAUAUUGACAUGGUCUCAUUGGACACCCCUGAGUCGUUUGAAGAGGAUGAUAAAAGAAAAUCAGCCAUCAAACUAAGCAAAACAGUGUUAAACUGGUUGUGGUCCAACUCAUCUCGCAGCCUGGAAUCUUGUCCAAGUGAACUAUUCGAACUCCUUCCACUGAUUGUGCCUUUGGAGUCCCAAGAAGAUGACCAAGAACUUCAGCAUCUUUGUUCCAAUGUACUUUCGCAUCUUUCCUACUGUCUUCUCUCACCUGAAGCUCUUUCCCAAGCAGUCAGUACUAUAACUAAGAUUGCAGAAAGUCCAUCUUGGCAUUCGAGGAAGAGCAUCCUUACAUUUCUACAGGGUUUGGUCUGCGGCAAUUUCUUUAUGGUUAUUGAAAACUCGGAUCAUGUUACCAGCAUUCAAAGUAUUGUUCUCAAUCUACUUACCGAUAAACAACUUGAGGUUCGUGAAGCAGCAAGCCAAACGCUCGGCGGUCUAAUUCACUACGGAUUUUUCAAGGUCGAUAAAAACUUGCAGGAGAAGUUUUUGACCUUGGCAGCAACAAAAUUACCGAAGAAAAGAAAAAGAGACAACGAUGUAGACGAGCCAGAUAUCUCCCUACCUCACGUAUUACGUCAUGCUGGAGUCUUGGGUCUCUCAAGUUGUAUCAAAGCUUUUCCUUACGACGUUCCUGAUUGGAUGCCACAGAUGUUGGUGGAGAUUGGAGAACAUCUGCAUGAUCCUAAUCCUAUACAGGCUUCGGUGAAGAAAGUUCUGUCAGACUUCCGUAGAACACAUCAUGACAACUGGACAUCCCAUAAACAGAAAUUCAGCGAAGAACAACUGUUGAUUUUCACAGACCUGCUCGUCUCGCCUUGCUACUACGCCUAGGAACAUCGUAAUGGCCAGGUACAGAGUUGUCUAGUAUGUGCUUUGGAAGGAGUUGCAUGUCUUCUGAUGAAAGACACUGUGGGUAUCUAGUUUGGCGAGUGUAAAUACGGCGAAGGGAAUUGGUAAAUGAUAAAUACGGUGGGGGAGUUGGUUUAACUUCACGACUAACAAAAACCUCACGUCGGGAGAUUUGAGGUAUUCACCGCAAUAUUUCACACGUGGACAAGUGAAGGUUCAACUGACCGCAAACAAACGUGUACAUAACUGAACUAGCCUUUUCAAAGGUGGAUUAGAUAAACCCUUUUUUCAAUUCCAGUCGUUUUAUUGGCGCGAGUCACGGAUUAUUGUCGAAACAAAUUGUAAAAACUAGUUGCUUGCUUGACGGGGUCGGGGUGUGGUACCAAAUUUCAAAUAUUCUGUAAAUCGAUACAGAAUUCAUAUAUAGUUUUCUGCUUUUUAAUCCAUUUGUACUCUCAAACUAUUUGAUAAGAGUGCUUCACGUACAAAAUAUACGAAGAUGUGCGAUUCACCAACACGUUUGUCCCUAAAUCACACUUACUCACCUGUUUGGAAGCCCUUGGUACGCAAGUGUUCCAUCAACGUGUUUAUCGGGAUGUUUUAAUACACUGCUCGUUUUAACCGGUCACAAGGACCUCAUUGAACGUGUUGCCGCAUGUAUGUGAACGUGGACGUCGGCAGCGUCCAAUAUCAUGUCGCUGUCACGUGCAUACCACGUGAAACAUUAGACGUAGAAGAACAAAAAAAGCAUUAUAUGUAUAUAUUAAUGUCGCUAACAUUAGGUAGAAGAGAAUAAUUUAUGUUUCAUAUCACUAAAUUUAUAAAUUUGAGAA
Dendronephthya gigantea is the source of this 6484-nucleotide messenger RNA. Its product is annotated as proteasome activator complex subunit 4-like. The record is from RefSeq and is a predicted model, not a curated record. Lineage: Eukaryota; Metazoa; Cnidaria; Anthozoa; Malacalcyonacea; Nephtheidae. The coding region runs from base 84 to 5633 and encodes 1849 amino acids. Gene Ontology annotation, biological process: proteasomal ubiquitin-independent protein catabolic process. Gene Ontology annotation, cellular component: cytosol; nucleus. Gene Ontology annotation, molecular function: proteasome binding; peptidase activator activity. The transcript has 55 exons.